UCCUGCGCGGACGUCCACGCUGCGUUCCCUUCGUCGCCGUCGCCGUCGCCGCCGCCCCGUCCUCUCCCUCCUGCGUCUCCUGCGUCGCCGGGUCGUGUCGCUCCCGUUCCCCCCCAGGUCGUCAGGUCGCUAGGAAACCCGCCGAGCCCUGCAGCUCCGGAAAAGAUUCGUCGGUCAAGAAAACGUCUGUCAGUCUGUGAUGAUCUUAAGAAAAUGUUAAGUGGAAUAAAUAAGGAAAUAAGGGAAUAGUAAUAACUGAAGAGGAGAGGAGAAAAGAAGAAGAAGAAAAAAAAUAUAUACGUAGAAAAGGAAGCCAAAAGAGUAAUAGCAAGAAAGAAGAGAAGAGGAGAAAGACGAAGCAGGGAACCAAAAUAGAAAAUUCAAGAAAAAAUAAACAAGAAAACACACACAAAAAAGCAAAAAAACUAAUAAAAAAACGGACUCAAGAAACCCACUCCUCCUCCUCCCCCUCCCCCACUCCUCCCCCCUCCCCUCCCCCUCCCCUCCCUCCUCCCCCCAGCAGACCAUGAGGAUCCGUCGGGCGUCGUGGCUCCGGCGGGAGAUGUGAAGGGCAUGGGACUACCCGGAGCGGGCACGGGGGCUGCCCUGGGGUCAUGGGGGCACCGAGAGCCACGAUGCUCUUGGCUCAGAUGCUGCUCAUGAACCACUUCCUCGCCGGCCUGUCGCACCUGCCCGCCGACCCGCCGCUCUUCGCCAACAUCAACGACAUCAACAGCAUCGAGGUGGACGCAGGAUGCCCCUACGGCUGCGUCCGCUGCUCGGCCAUCAACGGGUGUCUGGCCUGCAAGCCGCCAUUCUACCUCCUCCUGCGCAGGGACGGGCCUCGGCAGACGGCGUCCUGCACGAGGGCCUGUCCCAAGGGCUUCUACAAAGUGACCAAGAAGAGGAAUGGAUUCUGCGCCAAGUGCACGAUGCGGGGCUGCGCGGAGUGCGACCGACACCACUACUGCUCCUCCUGCGCCGCCGACUUCGUCAACUUCUUCGGGAAGUGCAUCCCCAGCCACCCAGAGAAUUCCCUCGAGAUGCCUUACACGAGGAAGACUGUCUAUUCCCCGCCCGCGAUCCUCGAGACUUCGGGGACGCCUCCGAGUGCGAGGGGGACGCGCCCUUCGCACAGGACAGCUGGCUCCCCGAGGACGUCCUCCGCCCCGUCAGCUGGUCCUCCAAGAGCUCCGUCGGCCGGCCCCAGGAGACCUCCCUCCUCCGGGCCCGCUAGGACGUCCUCCUCGGCCCCGCCCUCCUCGCCGCCGGCCCUGCUGAACUACUCGAGGCCCUCGCCGGCGCUGCGGGUGAGGCCUCGCCGCCCGGAGGAGAAGCGGCCCUGCAGGAAGAAGGCGGCGAAGAAGGACAAGGCCGGCAAGGACGCGGGGAGGAGGAGGGACUGGAAGGGCAGGAAGAAGGAGAGGCAGAACAAGGGCAAGAAGGGCCAGAAAGCCAGGAGAAGAGGCUGCCGGAAGCGCAUAAAGGGAAGGACAAACGGGCCGAAGACUCCACAAAAUGCGACGCUUCCUCGGGGCAAAUCUUCCCCCGAGAGGCCCGACGGCGACUCCCUGCCCGGCGAGACCCCGGGGAGAAGCCCAAGCCAGGGGCCUCCCGCGGCGACCACGCCCACUGAAGCCCCGUCGAGACACGGAGAGCAGCCUCCGCGCGACGAGCAUCUGGCGGAGAGGAGGCAGCCGCCAGAAGACCCGCCUGACGGGGGGAGGAAGAGUGAGCCCGCCCGCGCGCCGAUGUUGAAAGGACUCAGAACAGAGAGGAUUCGGCCGGACAGGGAGCUCGCCGGACACCCGGGGAAGGGCUUGGGCAAGGGCGGAGGCCGCUCAGCGCAGAUGGCGCACGCAGGACAUCGGUGGCAAGGGCUGGACGCUGACACAAGGCGAAGGGCGCGAGCGAGGCCGUCUUCUCCCGGAGAGACGCCCAAACUUCCGUCCAGGCACAAAAGACGCCACAAACACGAUCCGAGAAGACGUAUCCCACCCGUGACACAAGCGAAAACAAGGCUAUAUGUACCCUCGGUGUAAACAUAAACCUGCUUAAAAAAACAAAAAAAAAAAAAACAACACAAAAAAAACUUAGAAAAUACCCAUAUAUAUAUAUUUGCUGAAUCCAACCCUGGGUGAGCAUGUGAGGCGCAGACGGACGCUUUCUGCUUUCAACGUUCUUCUAAACUUUUCCUGUUGUACCCUAAAGCUUGACUGACACCUCGGACUCCGCUCUACAAGGGAAGCUUCGUCGGAAUGAAAAAGGAAAACAUUUAAGGGAGAAUUUCUGGUUUCGAAAGCCACACACUAAUACCUGAGGGACUGACAUUUUCCCGAAGUGCCCGUGUCCAUCCCUGCUGUAUUUUUCCGUAUCUAAGGAAAUAAAGAUUACAUUAUGUUCUUAUAUAUAUAUUAUUUCUAUAUA
Molecule: messenger RNA, 2427 nt
Organism: Penaeus chinensis
Lineage: Eukaryota; Metazoa; Arthropoda; Malacostraca; Decapoda; Penaeidae
Product: translation initiation factor IF-2-like
Exons: 6
Coding region: 615-2042 (475 amino acids)
Source: RefSeq, a predicted model, not a curated record